AAAGGCCACCGGAGAGCAGCCAGAGCUGUAUCUGCACAGGCUGAGGCUGCUGGCAGAGGAAAAGUGAUCGUGGCAGAGGAGAGAUGUAGCAGCGCUGCUCGGUGGGACUCUGUGGCCAGCCGUCUGUCACUUCUUUUAAAACCAGAAAUUGUUUUUGUCGGACAUUACCGUGAAUGGGAAAGAUUGAAUGCAUCUUAUAGCACAGUGGCGCCGUGUGAAUGUGUCGUGUAAUGCACCGAGAAGGAUUGCCUCUCGGGGGAAAUAUUUAUGUUUCGGGACGGUUUUGUUGGAGUAGCUAGUUGCUAGCGCUGGGCUAGCGACUGUGCUGGCUACUUGGAACGUAUUCUGCAAGGAUGAUUCGGUGGAUACGACAGCAGCUGGGCUUUGACCCCCCUCAUCAGAGUGAUACCAGGACAGUGUACGUAGCUAACCGUUUCCCCCAGAAUGGCCACUACAUACCACAACGCUUUGCCGACAACAGAAUCAUCUCAUCCAAGUAUACAGUUUGGAAUUUUGUCCCCAAGAAUCUGUUUGAGCAAUUCAGAAGGAUAGCAAACUUCUACUUCCUCAUUAUCUUCCUUGUACAGUUAAUGAUAGAUACGCCAACUUCCCCAGUAACCAGCGGCCUGCCUCUGUUCUUUGUGAUCACAGUAACUGCCAUAAAACAGGGCUAUGAGGAUUGGCUGAGACACAAGGCUGACAAUGAGGUGAAUGGGGCUCCAGUGUUUGUGGUUCGCAGUGGAAGUCUGGUCCAGACGAGAUCCAAGAAUAUCAGGGUGGGAGACAUCGUCCGUGUGGCUAAAGAUGAAACGUUCCCAGCAGACCUGGUGUUACUGUCGUCAGAUCGUCCAGAUGGCACCUGUCACAUCACCACAGCCAGUCUUGACGGAGAGACCAAUCUCAAGACCCAUUACUCAGUGGCGGAGACAUCAGUGUGCCAGUCAGUCUCCCAGCUGGAGGCAUUGCAGGCUGUGGUGGAGUGUCAGCAACCAGAACCUGACCUAUACAGAUUUGUUGGUCGUAUGACGGUGACUCAGCAUGGGGAGGAGAUAGUUAGACCGCUGGGUCCAGAGAAUUUGCUGCUGCGAGGGGCCAGGUUGAAAAAUACUAAAGAAAUCUUUGGAGUGGCUGUUUAUACAGGCAUGGAGUCCAAGAUGGCACUCAACUAUAAAUGCAAGUCCCAGAAACGCUCUGCCGUAGAGAAGUCCAUGAAUACCUUCCUCAUCAUCUACCUGAUCAUCUUGCUGUCCGAGGCCAUUCUCAGCACCAUCCUAAAGUACGCCUGGCAGGCUGAGAUCAAAUGGGACGAACCUUUCUACAACCAAAAGACAGAAGCGGAGAGAAACAGCAGUCCGAUCUUAAAGUUCAUCUCAGACUUUUUGGCUUUUCUGGUGCUCUAUAACUUCAUCAUCCCUAUCUCGCUCUACGUUACUGUGGAGAUGCAAAAGUUCCUUGGCUCUUUUUUCAUUGGCUGGGAUUUGGACCUUUACCAUGAGGAAAGUGACCAGAAAGCUCAAGUCAAUACCUCUGACCUCAAUGAAGAGUUGGGACAGGUGGAAUAUGUGUUUACUGAUAAGACGGGCACACUAACAGAAAAUGAAAUGCAGUUCCGCGAGUGUUCGAUUAAUGGAACCAAGUACCGGGAAGUUAAUGGCAAACUUUUACCAGAGGGAAUGACAGACGACUCACCAGAUGGUUCUAUGCCUCCCCUGAUGGGUGACGAAUUGUUAUUUCUCAAGGCAGUGUCACUUUGUCACACAGUUCAGAUCAGCUACGACCAGCCAGACUGCCUGGCUGUGGGAGGAGACCCAUUCUCCCAUGCCAACGGGUUCUCUUCCAGUCCCAUGGAGUACUACGCCUCUUCACCGGAUGAGAAAGCUUUAGUAGAGGCAACAAAAAGGAUUGGAGUGGCCUUCUCUUGCAGCAAUGGAGAUACCAUGGAAAUCAAAACUUUUGGCAAGUUAGAAAAGUAUAAACUGCUCCAUGUACUCGAGUUUGAUCCUAACCGCAGGAGGAUGAGUGUCAUACUGCAAACUCCCUCAGGAGGCAAAGUGCUGUUCACCAAGGGGGCGGAGUCUGCCAUUUUGCCUUUCGCGACUAGUGGUGAGAUCGAAAAGACAAGGCUGCACGUUGAUGAGUUUGCCAUGAAAGGUUUGCGAACCCUGGUCGUAGCAUGCCGCCACUUCAGUCCGGAGGAGUACAUCGAUGUGGACAAGAAACUAAACAGUGCCCGCACCGCGCUGCAGCAGAGGGAGGAGAGACUGCAGGAAGCCUUCAGCUACAUUGAAAAAGACUUGCAGCUCCUGGGAGCAACAGGAGUGGAGGACAAACUUCAGGACAAGGUCCAGGAGACCAUUGAGGCUUUGCGACUCGCAGGAAUCAAAGUAUGGGUGCUGACAGGGGACAAACAUGAGACGGCAGUCAGUGUAAGCCUGUCCUGUGGCCACUUCCACAGAACCAUGAACAUCCUGGAGCUCCUGCAGCAGCACUCUGAUAACGAGUGUGCUGAGCAGCUCCGCAUACUGUCCAGGAGGUUAAGGGAGGACCAUGUCAUACAGCAUGGAUUGGUUGUAGAUGGAGCUAGUCUGUCUUUAGCAUUGAGGGAACACGAGAAGCUCUUUAUGGAAGUGUGUAAAAACUGUUCAGCUGUGCUGUGCUGUCGCAUGGCCCCACUGCAGAAAGCUAAGGUUGUGCGUCUUUUAAAGACAUCUCCAGAAAAACCCAUCACCUUAGCUAUUGGGGAUGGAGCCAAUGAUGUCAGUAUGAUACAGGAAGCCCAUGUGGGCAUAGGUAUCAUGGGGAAGGAGGGUCGUCAGGCCGUGAGAAACAGCGACUAUGCAAUUGCCAGGUUCAAGUUCCUGGCCAAACUCCUGCUGGUCCACGGGCACUUCUACUACAUUCGAAUAGCUACUCUUGUACAGUACUUUUUCUACAAGAAUGUGUGUUUUAUCACGCCGCAGUUUUUAUACCAGUUCUUCUGUUUGUUUUCACAACAAACUCUGUACGACAGUGUUUAUCUGACACUGUACAACAUCUGCUUCACCUCGCUGCCAAUCCUUGUGUACAGUCUGUUUGAACAGCUGGUCCAUCCGCAUGUAUUGCAGAACAAACCUGGCCUGUACAGGGAUAUUAGCAAGAACUCUCUGCUCUCUUUCCGGACCUUCUUGUACUGGACUGUGUUGGGUUUCUGUCACGCCUUUGUCUUCUUCUUUGGAUCCUACAUACUAAUGGGAGAGGACACCACACUUAUGGGCAAUGGACAGAUCUUGCGAGCUAACAGGCAGCUGAUGUUUGGGAACUGGACAUUUGGAACACUGGUCUUUACUGUCAUGGUCAUCACUGUCACGUUAAAGCUUGCAUUAGAGACUCAUUUUUGGACGUGGAUGAACCAUUUUGUGACAUGGGGCUCAAUUGCCUUCUAUUUCAUCUUCUCUCUCUUCUAUGGAGGCAUCAUCUGGCCAUUCCUGCACACCCAGGACAUGUACUUCGUCUUUGUGCAGCUGCUGUCCAGCGGUUCAGCCUGGUUUGCCAUUAUCAUCAUCGUCAUAACUUGCCUCUUUCCUGAUGUGUUGAAGAAGGUCUUGUACAGACACCUGCAGCCCACCAGCACUCAGAAGAGUCAGUCUCUACCAGCCUCCCAGGUGCAGAACCUCAGCUGCAUGGAAUCCCUGUGCUGCUACCAACAGGGGCAGAGCGGCUGUACCCGCCUGGCCCGCCUCCUGGAGCAAAUGACUGGACGCUGCAAGGCCAGCGCCAACAAUUGCCACACAUCCAGCCGCAACAACAGGUGGGGAAGACUACGACAUCGAGAAAACGUGAUUUUGAAUGACGAACCCUCGGCACCUCUUGGUGUCAGAAAUCUGGGCUUCAGUCCCGACUGUUGUAGCCCAUAAUGUGACUGCAGGUCAACUGUCUUGGAGCGACACGGAGAACUUGUACUCCAACGAUCGCAGCAUCCUGACGCUGUCGCCCAUCGAGGCCACCCACUGCUGACUCCCGGGGCCGCUGACUGUAGCACAGGGGGUCGGGGGGAGAGCCACCGCUCCAUUAUGAGUCAUAAUCACACCCCCCGCAACCUCAGCCACCAUUUUCGAAACAAUUUCAUUUUAAACUCGGUUAAUUCCCAGCAGGAUGCAGCACUGCUACAAAUGGGAUAAGGAUCCAAAGAACUCGUUUGAGUCUAUGCUGAGAGGAACGUCAGAUGGGAGCGAAAACUCUGAAGGAAAUGGAACAUGUGGUGCGAGCUAUUUGUGCUGCUACGUGUACGCUUGAAGAUCCGGUCUGUGUCUGAGCUGUGAAAUGCCUGGAUUCCUGCUGCUACUGCUAGCAGCGGAUCUGCAAGUCCAUCAAACUGGAAAACACCCUCCAUAAAAUCAGUUUUUAGUCACGUGAACUCCUCUGGAGCCCUUUCAUUGUCAAAACAGCGAUUUCUGACUGAGUACACUUUUUGCUGCGAGUGUCAAAGUGAGCAUCCAGAGGAUUUGUCAAGUCGACAGCAAGCCAGGAUCAUAUACGUAGCAAAACAUCCUGUUGCUUCCAUAAACUGCUACAAAAACUCUUCAUUCAGACCUCCCACCACAGCCCUGCAGCAUCCAGAACAUGAAGCCUCAUCUCUACCGCGGUACCAAAGACCAAAAAGGAUUCCGACUGGAGUUUAAAAGGAAAAGUGUUUAUUUUUUUGUGCCUGAUUGUACAGAAGCUUAUAUUGUUAAAGGAGACUUGUUGUUGUUCAUGCUGCUUUUGUCGUCUGUUCUGGCCUCUUUGUCCCCCCCCACCCCUCCCAGUGCACCACUGUGAAAGAGGCCCAAUGUUUUAAAAAGCCAUACGUUUUUGAAGAGGUCAGAUUAUUGGAGGUACUGCAGAUGGACGCUUGUGGGGGCUUGUUGUUAAAUUUGUUCUCCUCGAAUGCCUUUUGUCACCCAGCCCGGCGACCAGAAGCAUCUCAGCAUUAAAGCCCACGAGGUCUGGCAGAGUCAUCCAUGUCAGCUGCCUAAAAAUACGUCCGAUUUGACACCAUUAUUUUAUUUAUGCUUUUUCCGGUGAGGCUUUAACGGUGAGAUGCUUUUCCAAACCGUGGCUGAUGCACGUCGACCCAAGACAGCAGAAUGUGUUAAAGUUCAGAGGGGAAAGGAAAAGCAGAGCAUUUGCACAAAUCACAUAUCAAAAUUAUUUUGUUGGGUUCCUUUCUUUCUUUCUUUUUUUCAUCGGUAAAAGUCAUUGUCACCGUUCACAUCUGAAACCAUUUGAAUCACAUUUUUUGCUGUUACAUUAUUUUAUUUCUCCCCCCCCACCCCCCAUGUGUGUUUGUCUCCACCUGCUGUUGGAGGUGUGUGUGUGUGUGUUUUUGUUUUUUCUCUGUUGAUUGAAGGAAGUACGGUCCAUCAUAGCGUAUGUGCAAGCGGGAUGUUGGUGUGAUAUUAAAUACUUAGCAGGGCCAAAAAGGAUGUUUCACUAAGAUCACUACCACACUGUUGCUCCACAUUUUACACAGUUGACCUCAUAUCAGCUAAUAAAAUAUCUACCUUGAUGCACCGCUGGGCUCACAGUGGAUAAAGGAAACUAUAACUUAAUGCAGUUUUAUUCAAUAGAUUACAAAGUUUCUGUGAACACAGUUGUGUUAUUCCACCAUGUGUGCGUGUUGUGUUAAACUUGAUCUUGAUUUAACAGAAAGUCUUAGUCAUGAUUUCUGAGCGUGGAGCUGGGAAGACCAGGAUGUAACCAGCAGAGCAAGUUGCAUUAUGGGAGCUGUAGGAACCACUUUAAGCCUGGAUAUCCAUGCCUCUGCAGUGUUUUACUGGGACUCCUUGUCUGGCUGCUUUUUGAACUCAAUGUGGAUGUUUGAUUCACCAUCAUCCCUUUAAUACCUUUUUAAAAAAGGGACUAAAAUACGCUGAUUUCUUUUAGUUUCCUUUUUUUAAACUAGAAGAUGGCUUUAAAAACACUUGGCGCCUCGCACAGCGGCAUCUUUUCCCUGACCCUCCACGUCUUUCCAGCUCCACGACCCUCCUCCUGUAACACGCAUUUAGUUGAUCUUAAGUCAAAACAUUCCCUCUGUGUGAGAUCUUGUAAGAGCCAGUGCACAUCACAACUUGAAACAUUGUUUGCUACACACACUAGCACAUGACUGAUGUUUUAAAAUAGACGUAAUAAAGUCCUCUAAUGCUGGGGAAACAGCCCACAUCACAGCGAGCUGAGGUAGCCGCGUGGGUGAUGUUACGACAUUCGUUUUUGUUCAGGUUGAACCCGUACACUCGUGUGAAGCAAUAAUCAUUGUCACGAUAUGAGUCUGCUAAAAGGUCGGGUGAUGUCAUCACUGACCCCACCUCCCGACACCACAUCGACCCAGAUAACAGAGCGACCACUGAGCUCGGUGUUUGGGGGCAUCAGCACUGCACACUGCAGAGUCUCUGCAUGAUAUUUUGGAGCAGAUGGCAGGAGGAGGAAACGCGAGUCCUUCCUGACCAAAGGCAAGUCACACAAAGCCCAAAACACCUGCAGUGUCAGUGCGGUUCUGAUGCCCCCUUGUGCUCAAUGUGGACACCAGUAGUGUCCAAAAUAAUGGUGUCACAUGUUGGAGGUGGUGGUUACGUGGCUCCAAAACAGCCUCCCUUUUCAAAGUAGCAGAGUUGAUUACAUAACAGUCUCUGUUAGACUGAAACAAAAGUAAUAACAGCUCGAAAUUUAUUCUCCACACUCCACCACAGCUGUGACGGCUGGAAAUGUUUUUAAUUAAUGUAAUCCACUACUAAGUGGCACCAAAGUGAUCUUUUCACAGCUGUUCUGUGCCCCGGGUUCCAAACAGCCGUGAAAAGAGCUUGUGUGAAAACACGGACCAGAUCCUAUAAGGCGCUGCAGCACUGACGUCAUCUGGAGGCCUUGUAUCUGAGUUCAGAUACAAGGCCUGGAGGGGUUUUGUAGAAGCAGAUGAUUACUCAGUCACAUAACUCAGAGUGGUGACUUAAUAUUUCAUCACGCCUCAAGCCCCCGUGAUCUUCACGUCCAAAUGAGAACAAAUGCCGUCAGGAAUACUGGUCAUGUCCAUCCACUGAGGCAUGAGUGGAAAUUGGUACUAAAGAUCAAACCACUUGUUUAAGUUGAAAAGUAACAUCAGAGCUGGAGGCUGAUGACUUCAGUGCCAAGGUGCUCUUUCAAAAUAAAAGUUUGCAGACUUGCAUGAAGUUACAAAACCCCUGAUCGUAAAUAGAGGGAGUUCAGAUUGAAAUGUCAGCUGCCAGUGUCGUGCAUCCUGUCACUCUGAGCCCAUCAGAAGGAUGCGGGGAUGCAUGUCAGCGCUCAGUUUGACUUCAUGUUUGUUCCCUCCUCAUCAGUAAGUCGUGCUGCACCUGAGCAUUACUACAUAAUUUCUUCUGUUAUCUGAUGCUGUUUGUCUGUCCUCUACUGUCUGUAAACCUGUCUUAUAGCUGAAGAUGCUGUUCUAUUUACGAAAUAAAAACAUUUUUAAAGAAA
Messenger RNA from Haplochromis burtoni (Burton's mouthbrooder), 7467 nucleotides. RefSeq names its product ATPase phospholipid transporting 11B (putative) (gene atp11b). Gene Ontology annotation, biological process: phospholipid translocation. Gene Ontology annotation, molecular function: magnesium ion binding; ATP binding; ATP hydrolysis activity. Bases 354 to 3893 code for a protein of 1179 amino acids. The transcript is spliced from 31 exons. Gene Ontology annotation, cellular component: endoplasmic reticulum; trans-Golgi network; recycling endosome. The record is from RefSeq and is a predicted model, not a curated record. Lineage: Eukaryota; Metazoa; Chordata; Actinopteri; Cichliformes; Cichlidae.